This is a messenger RNA of Paramecium octaurelia, 885 nucleotides long. Lineage: Eukaryota; Ciliophora; Oligohymenophorea; Peniculida; Parameciidae. The record is from the annotation of a GenBank genome assembly.
AUGGCUAAUAAUGAGAGCAAUGAUACAUCAACAUAAAACAGUAAAUUUCUUCAAUUGAAUUCCUCCAUUCAGAUCCUAAAUGAAAGUAUAAGCAUACAAAUGCCGUAAUUCCGACAAAAAGUCCUUAAAACUGUGCAUUCAAAGGUAACCUUUUUGAUUAAUUAAGGAUGCUGUGAGAAGGAAAUAGAUUGCUUGCCAUAUAUAUAUCAAUGAUUUAGAAUCUGUGCCUGGAUAUAAAGCAUUAAAAAGUAUUUGAGCAUCAUUAAACAGAACAAAUAUGUAGAAUCUGUAUUUGUGAAGAAGAAACCUCUAAAUUUAUUGCUCCUUGUAAAUGCAAAGGAACUGCUGAGUUUGUUCAUUAAGAGUGUCUAAAAAUGUGGAUUCUAGAGUAAUAUGGAGUUAAUAAAAUUUAUAAUGAUGAGGUAAUUUAUAAAAAUAAUAUCUUGUUUAGUUAUAUUGUGAGGUUUGCAAUCAUAAAUUCGAAUUUGAUGUUGAUUUUAAUGACAGAUUUGAUAUCAAAUAAUUUUAAAGAAUAAAAAAGAGAACAAAACUUUGUUGGCUUAUUCAAAUAUUUUUUAUCAUUCUAUUUAUUUUUGGAUCGAUUGAAAUUGCUUUGGGGUUUGGCAUAAACUCUUUGGCAACCGUUGCGAUUAUUGUUGUAUUUGGUCUGAUAACUAUAUCUUUAACUAUUUACUUGAUUUUCAAUUUCAGUUCAGCACAUACUAUUUAAAUGAUUGAAAAUUGGAAUUUCCAGAAUUACAAACCCAAAUCUUCAGCAUCAUUGCCCAAAAAGAACACCAAGAAGAUAACCAAUCAAUUCAUUCGAGUCAAUCAAAUAUAUUUUACUUGAAUAUAAUAAUUAAUAAACUUAAUUCAUAAUCAUUC